ACACGGUUGGUUCGUUUGACACUCUGAACUCGUCAGGACCAUGAAACGAAGCAGAGGCUAAAGAAGAUAAAGAUAAUGGAUGCUCGCUCACUCUCAAACACCACCACCACCACUUCCUCCGCCUGUUUCUCCGCCGUCCUCCCACAUCGCCGCCGCCACCAUUCUCAUCCUUCUUCCGCCGUCAUUAUUUUCUCACUGAAGCCGCCGCUGCCGCCGCCCCAUCAUUCGCCUUCUCCUCGUUCCGAUUCCGACGAUUCCUCCAGCUCAACCCCCUCGCUCUCCGGCCGCAUCCGUCGCCCCCAAACCCUAAAAACCACUUCCUCCCCUAAACGCACCACCUCCAAAGUCCCCUCUAACCCUCUCAAGAAUCUGGUCGGCUCCGCCUAUGUUCCCGUUCUUCCUCCGCCGCCACCGCCACCGCCACCGCCGCCGCCCCAUGUUUCCUACUCGCUCUCCAACAAGCUCUGGCUCUCCAGCAAGCUCUCUCCACCGCCUCCCCCGACUUCCGAGGCAUCGGACGAAGAUGAAAAUGAAGUUGAAGAGAUUGUAACCGAGAAUUCGUCGAGUAAGGGGCGGGGAGAAAUUGAACUCCGUCAAGAGGGUAAGAUUUUUGUCGGGAACUUACCGAGUUGGAUCAAGAAGCACGAGCUCCAAGAGUUCUUCCGACAGUUCGGUCCUGUGAAGAAUGUAAUAUUGAUUAAGGGUCACGAUGCCACGGAAAGAAAUGCGGGGUACGGAUUCGUGAUAUACGACGGGUUAACUGCAGCCAAAUCGGCCAUGAAAGCCGUUGAGUUUGACGGGGUGGAGUUUCACGGAAGGGUUCUGACUGUGAAAUUGGACGAUGGGAGGAGGUUGAAGGAGAAGACGGAGGAGAGGGCGAGAUGGAUGGAGGGAGACGACAGCGUCGAGUAUCGUUCCCAAUGGCAUGAAGAGAGAGAUAAAGCACGGAAUGGCUUUCGCAAGGUUAUUGAGACAGAGCCAGAGAACUGGCAGGCGGUUGUCUGGGCGUUCGAGAGGAUCAAGAAGCCUUCUAGGAAAGAGUAUGGUUUGAUGGUGAACUACUACGCAAGAAGAGGUGAUAUGCACCGUGCACGUGAGACCUUUGAAAAGAUGCGAGCUAGGGGAAUAGAACCCACGUCUCAUGUCUACACAAACCUUAUUCAUGCUUAUGCAGUUGGUAGAGACAUGGAAGAAGCAUUAUCUUGUGUUAGGAAAAUGAAAGAAGAAGGAAUAGAAAUGAGUUUGGUAACUUACAGCAUUCUUGUGGGCGGAUUUGCUAAAAUGAGAAAUGCAGAAUCUGCAGAUCACUGGUUUCAGGAGGCCAAAGAGAAACACUCCUCAUUGAAUGCAAUCAUUUAUGGGAAUAUUAUAUAUGCCUACUGUCAAACAUGCAAUAUGGAAAGAGCUGAAGCUUUGGUGAGGCAAAUGGAAGAAGAAGGCAUAGAUGCUCCAAUUGACAUAUAUCACACCAUGAUGGAUGGUUAUACAAUGAUUGGUGAUGAGGACAAAUGUCUGCUUGUGUUCGAGAGAUUUAAGGAAUGUGGUCUGAACCCUUCAGUCAUUACUUAUGGAUGUCUCAUUAAUCUUUAUACAAAGCUCGGAAAAGUUGCUAAAGCUUUGGAAGUUAGCAAAGAAAUGGAGCAUGCUGGCAUAAAACACAAUAUGAAGACCUACUCCAUGUUGAUCAAUGGGUUCUUGAAGUUGAAAGAUUGGGCAAAUGCUUUCGCCAUUUUUGAGGAUUUGAUAAGAGAUGGUAUCAAGCCUGACGUAGUACUCUAUAAUAAUAUUAUCACGGCAUUCUGUGGGAUGGGGAAGAUGGAUCGUGCCAUUUGUACUGUCAAGGAAAUGCAGAAGCAGAGGCACCGACCUACAACUCGAACAUUUAUGCCCAUCAUUCAUGGUUUUGCUAGGAAAGGGGAGAUGAGGAAAGCCCUAGAUGUAUUCGAUAUGAUGCGGAUGUCUGGAUGCAUUCCGACUGUGCACACUUAUAAUGCUCUGAUUCUCGGUCUUGUUGAGAAGCGUAAGAUGGAGAAGGCUGUUGAAAUACUGGAUGAGAUGACCCUUUCCGGUGUAAGUCCAAAUGAACACACAUACACAACCAUCAUGCAUGGUUAUGCUUCUUUAGGUGAUACAGGAAAAGCAUUCGCGUACUUCACGAAACUGAGGAGUGAGGGCCUGGAGCUUGAUGUUUAUACAUAUGAAGCGUUGCUAAAAGCAUGUUGCAAAUCAGGCAGGAUGCAGAGUGCAUUGGCAGUCACCAAGGAAAUGAGUGCUCAAAAAAUACCGAGAAACACCUUCAUUUAUAACAUUUUGAUUGAUGGAUGGGCUCGACGAGGCGAUGUUUGGGAGGCAGCUGAUCUAAUGCAACAAAUGAAAAGAGAGGGGGUUCAACCUGACAUCCAUACGUACACAUCCUUCAUAAAUGCUUGCUCCAAGGCUGGAGAUAUGCAGAGAGCAACGAAAACAAUUGAAGAAAUGAGAUCUGUAGGAGUGAAGCCUAAUGUUAAAACGUAUACUACACUGAUUCACGGGUGGGCCCGUGCUUCAUUACCAGAGAAUGCAUUAUCAUGCUUUGAAGAGAUGAAGCUAUCUGGGCUCAAACCAGACAAAGCUGUUUACCAUUGUCUGAUGACGUCGUUACUUUCGAGGGCUACCGUUGCUGCAGAAGGUUCCAUUUAUCCCGGCAUUCUCUCUGUUUGCAGAGAGAUGGUUGAUUCUGGACUAACAGUGGAUAUGGGGACAGCAGUUCACUGGUCCAAAUGUUUACGCAAGAUUGAGAGAACUGGUGGAGAGAUUACUGAAGCCUUGCAGAAGACCUUCCCUCCCAAUUGGAACUCAUACGACAAUGCCCUCACGAGUUCUAGCGUAGAUGCUGAGGACGAAUCCGAUGUAAGUGACGACGACGACAUAUGUCAUGGGGGUGUAUCGAACGCCGACGAAGAUGAUGAAAACGAUGAUGAUGUAGUUGGAAGAUCAUGGUUUUGAACCAUUUAGUUUGAGGUACAUUCUGUAUAUUCAGCUGAUUUCUAUAUGGAAAGCAUCGUCCACACUGUCCCUAGGGACUUGUUUGGAACUGUGUUCAAACAAAGUUUGUUUAGGGAAAAAAGUGAAAAUGUGUUCAGACAAAUUUUCUUUGGUUAAAUUGUCGUGGUGUAUAAUAAGAUCUUGACCGGAUCCAAUAGAUUUAUAAACUUUCAA
Molecule: messenger RNA, 3198 nt
Organism: Momordica charantia (bitter melon)
Lineage: Eukaryota; Viridiplantae; Streptophyta; Magnoliopsida; Cucurbitales; Cucurbitaceae
Product: pentatricopeptide (PPR) repeat-containing protein
Molecular function (GO): protein binding; RNA binding
Source: RefSeq, a predicted model, not a curated record